Messenger RNA from Ochlerotatus camptorhynchus, 2616 nucleotides. It is a transcript of the gene Cul1, whose product is annotated as cullin 1. Lineage: Eukaryota; Metazoa; Arthropoda; Insecta; Diptera; Culicidae. The record is from RefSeq and is a predicted model, not a curated record. Gene Ontology annotation, molecular function: ubiquitin protein ligase binding; protein-macromolecule adaptor activity. Gene Ontology annotation, biological process: protein ubiquitination; SCF-dependent proteasomal ubiquitin-dependent protein catabolic process. The coding region runs from base 179 to 2515 and encodes 778 amino acids. Gene Ontology annotation, cellular component: SCF ubiquitin ligase complex. The transcript has 12 exons.
GUUUCUGCAUCAUCCAUGUUGUUGGCGAGAGCUGACGAAAAGAGAAAAAGGAAAAACCAGUCACUGCCUGGUUCGCUCGGCUCUUCCUUCCUAUUAACUAGUUUUUCUUGUGGUUUGUGAACUUUUUACAGGAAUUCUACACAAAAAAACUUCAAGAAACAGUUCAUCUGGUUCUCCGAUGUCUAAAUUAAACUCUCAUGGAGCGACGGGUUUACGGAACAUCAACCUGGAAGAGAUAUGGGCCGACUUGGAAGGUGGUAUAAAGCAGGUCUACAAACAGGAGCAUAGCCUAAGCCCCGCUCGUUACAUGCAGCUCUACACUCAUGUCUACAACUAUUGUACAAGCGUUCAUCAACAGCCGGCUAACCGGCAAACUUCGUCCAAGGUUUCUAAGAAGGGAACGGCUAUUCCUUCCGGUGGAGCUCAGCUUGUGGGACAGGAGUUGUACAAGCGAUUGAAGGAAUUUCUCGAAUGCUACCUGAUUAAGCUUCAGGAGAAUGGUAUCGAUCUUAUGGACGAGGAAGUACUAAGCUUCUACACGAAACGAUGGGAAGAAUACCAAUUCUCGAGCAAAGUAUUGAACGGCGUAUGUGCCUACCUCAAUCGACAUUGGGUGAAACGUGAGUGUGAGGAAGGUCGCAAGGAUGUUUAUGAGAUCUACCAACUCGCGCUUGUAACGUGGCGUGGAAAUUUGUUCAAACAGCUGAACAAGCAGGUUACCAACGCUGUCUUGAAGCUGAUCGAACGGGAACGCAAUGGCGAAACGAUCAACUCACGUUUGGUAUCCGGUGUGAUCAACUGCUAUGUCGAACUGGGACUUAACGAAGAGGAUCCCAAUGCCAAGGGACAGAAUCUAUCAGUGUACAAGGAAAGCUUCGAGAAUAUCUUCUUGGAAGAUACCGAAAUGUUUUACACCCGCGAAAGUGCGGAAUUCUUGAGAGAGAAUCCCGUCACUGAGUACAUGAAGCGUGUGGAACUGCGAUUGAACGAAGAACAGAAACGUGUGCAGGUGUACUUACAUGAGAGUACGCAGGACAGAUUGGCCAAAACGUGCGAACGUGUACUGAUUCAGAAACACUUGGAACAGUUCCGCACCGAGUUCCAGAACUUGCUUGACUCCGACAAAAAUUCUGAUCUGCGUCGCAUGUAUUCGCUUGUGGCACGCAUAGUAGAGGGACUGGUAGAAUUGAAAGCAAUCCUCGAAACUCACAUUCAUAAUCAAGGACUGGCUGCGAUUGCCAAGUGUGGCGAAGCUGCGUUAAAUGAUCCCAAAAUCUACGUCCAAACCAUUUUGGAAGUUCACAAGAAGUACAACGCUCUGGUACUUACGGCAUUCAACAAUGACAGCGGCUUUGUAGCUGCACUGGAUAAGGCAUGCGGUAAAUUCAUCAACACAAAUGCAGUUACUGAGGCAAGCAAGAGUGCUAGCAAAAGCCCAGAACUUUUGGCCAAGUACUGUGAUCUGUUGUUGAAGAAGUCCAGUAAGAAUCCAGAGGAAGCCGAACUAGAGGACACCCUGAAUCAAGUGAUGGUCGUUUUCAAAUACAUCGAGGAUAAGGACGUGUUCCAGAAGUUCUACAGUAAGAUGCUGGCCAAGCGUCUGUGUCAUCACAUGUCCGCUAGUGACGACGCUGAAGCGUCCAUGAUUUCCAAACUGAAGCAAGCCUGUGGCUUCGAGUAUACCAGCAAGCUACAGCGAAUGUUCCAAGAUAUUGGAGUUUCGAAGGAUCUCAACGAACAGUACCGACAACAUGUCAAGGGACUGCGGGACGCAUCUAGAUCUACAGGAAAUGAGAUCGACUUCAGUAUACUGGUUCUAUCCAGCGGUUCGUGGCCGUUCAAUCAGAGCUUUACGUUUUCUCUUCCAUUUGAGCUGGAACAAUCUGUUCAUCGAUUUAACAACUUCUAUGCAAAACAACAUUCCGGACGCAAGCUCAAUUGGCUGUACAAUAUGUGUCGUGGUGAACUGAUAACGAGCAGUUUUCGAAUGAGGUACACCCUGCAGGCUAGCACUUUCCAGAUGGCUGUUUUACUUCAAUUCAACGAACAAGAAUCGUGGACUGUUCAACAGUUAAGUGAGAAUACAGGCAUCAAUCACGAGAAUUUGGUUCAGGUACUGCAGAUUCUGCUUAAGACGAAACUCUUAACAUCUUACGACGACGAAGCCAACCUUCAGCCAGCUUCCACAGUUGAUCUGAACACAGGAUUCAAAAACAAAAAACUUCGAAUUAACAUCAACUUCCCAUUGAAAACGGAACUGAAGGUGGAGCAGGAAGCAACUCACAAACACAUUGAAGAGGAUCGUAAAAUUCUUAUACAGGCAGCUAUAGUCAGAAUUAUGAAAAUGCGUAAGGCUCUGAAUCACACCCACCUUGUUGGCGAAGUGCUGAAUCAACUUUCGACUCGUUUCAAGCCUAAGGUUCAGGUCAUCAAGAAAUGUAUCGAUAUCUUGAUCGAAAAGGAAUAUCUCGAGCGUCAGGAAGGACAGAAAGACACCUACAGCUACCUGGCUUGAUCAGUUGCUGGAAUACUCUUCGUAGCUAUCUAAACAAAUCCGUGGAAAAUAGUAUCGACCGUAGAAACAAAAUAAAUCUGUUAAAACACAAAAAGUAAAAA